Adineta steineri is the source of this 1539-nucleotide messenger RNA. NCBI's taxonomy places the organism in Eukaryota, Metazoa, Rotifera, Eurotatoria, Adinetida, Adinetidae. The record is from the annotation of a GenBank genome assembly.
AUGUUUAUCACAUUGAUUCUUUUCACGUGCUUUGUUAGUCUUAUCACCGUAUAUUUCUUGACUUUAAAAUCUCGUUAUUCGUAUUUUCGCGUUCGAAGUAUUCCUGGUCCAUCACCCACAUUUUUCUUUGGUCAUUUUCGUACCAUUUGGUCUACAAAAUUUUAUUCACGUCAACUGCAAGAAUGGACACGCAAAUUUGGUUCGAUCUAUGGUCUUUUUGAAGGCACUCGCCCAUUAUAUAUUGUUUCCGAUGUUGAUUUUUUGCAACAAGUAUUUGUUCAUCAAUUUUCAUUGUUUAGCUCGCAUCGAGUUUCAUUUCUCUAUCAAUUAUCCAAAUCGGUCCACCUGAUCAGUGCUGGUCCAUCAAGAUGGCGUCAACAGCGACAUGCUAUUAAUCCAGCAUUUUCAGCAGCAAAACUAAAGCUUAUGGCACCGCUUAUUGAUCAAUGUAUUGAAUCAUUAAUGAAGAAAUUAUUCAAAAUGAAUAAUGAAAAUAAAGAAUUCAAUAUCUAUGAGUUAUAUCAAAGAUUGACUAUGGAUGUUAUCUGUCAUUGUGCAUUCGGGAUUGAUACGGACAUGCAGAAUGAUGUUGACAAUGAUUUAAUGACCAAAGCAGCUGUUAUUUUCAAACAAGAUAUCGAACGUAUGCCAUUGAGUAAAUUAAGCUAUUUGAUGCCAUGGUCAACAUCUCUUCUUGCUCAAUUUGCUCAUAGUCAAAUAGCUCUAUUUCAUUGUCUUCACAAAAUAGCACCAACAAUCUUUCCUGAUUUAGUGGAAAAAAUACCUCGUCUUUGGCUUAUAUCAAAAGUUCAAGAAGUAAUCGAUGUUCGAACAAUAGAUACUUCAACAACAAAACGAGUAGAUCUGCUUCAGACAAUGCUCGAUGCAGCUGCCACACGGCACGAGGACAAUACUGACGAUAAGAAAUUGAGCAACGAUGAAAUCAAAGGCAAUGUAUUUCUCUUUAUGGUUGCCGGCUUUGAUACAACAUCGACGAUGCUUGGAUAUUGCACUUACGUAUUGGCUACACAACCCGAUAUUCAAAAGAAACUUCAAGCAGAAGUUGAUGAUCAACAUGAGAAAGAGCUCGAUUAUGAUACAGUGACAAAAAUGGAAUAUAUGGAGUUAUUUCUACGAGAAGUUCAUCGUAUGUAUCCACCUUCCGUAGCAACCAUUACAAGAGUAUGCGAACAAACAACAACUGUAUGUGGCCACACCAUUGAAAAAGGAAGUAUCAUUCAACCAGAUAUAUUUACUAUUCAUUACAAUAGUGAUUUGUGGGGUCCCGAGGAUCCAAAUCAGUUUAUUCCUGAACGACAUUCUACUGAACGACAUCCACUGGCUCUCUUAGCGUUUGGCGUCGGACCACGCUCAUGUAUUGGAAUGCGAUUUGCUCUAAUGGAAAUUAAAAUGACUUUAGCUCACAUACUUCGUCACUAUACAGUAUUACCUGGCGAACAUUUGCAAGAAGGCUUUCAGUUAAAUGAAGCAUUUGUCAUACAGCCAAAUGCUAUCAAUAUCAAACUCAACAAACGUUAA